Equus quagga is the source of this 1475-nucleotide messenger RNA. It is a transcript of the gene NUPR1, whose product is annotated as nuclear protein 1, transcriptional regulator. Gene Ontology annotation, cellular component: nucleus. The transcript is spliced from 3 exons. The record is from RefSeq and is a predicted model, not a curated record. Gene Ontology annotation, biological process: negative regulation of cell population proliferation; negative regulation of cell cycle. Lineage: Eukaryota; Metazoa; Chordata; Mammalia; Perissodactyla; Equidae. Bases 917 to 1165 code for a protein of 82 amino acids.
CUAACUCUUAGAUAGUGCAGCUUACGCUGGACCAGGCAUGGAUUACCUCCUUUGAUCCUCUCACCAACUCUAUGCAGUGGAUACAAUUAUUAUCAUCCUCAUUUUUACAGAGGAGAAAACUGAGGCCCAGAGAGGGAAAGUGACUUGCCCAGGGUCACACAGGCAGUAGUAAAUCGGGGGUUUGAACCUAGGGCAUCUGGCUCCAGAAUCUGCACUCUUAACCACACUGCUAGCCUUCCUCUCAGGUGAGGAAAUUACCUAGGGAGCCCAGUUCAGGAUAUUAAGGGGCUUUCCAGAUGUUUCUUAUAAAAAAGGGGGAUUGGGUGUGACAGGGCUAAGAACUACUGACCUAGCACAGUGUGUUGAUAUCCUCUCCCCCCUCCUUUUUCACUCCGUGUUCUGCCACCACAGUCCUGAAUCUGAGCCAGAAUUGGGGUGGGGGGCCGUGAGAUGUGUGGCCCUCACCCCAAGCCCAAGAGGGGCGUGUGGCAGAGGGCAGGAGAUAGACAGGAAGGAGUUGGCCAGGUGAGGCCUUCAGUUCCCUGCUGGCCGUGGUCCCGGGGACUGUUUAUGCCCAGACCCUGCCUCUUUCCUCCUCCUCCCUGAGGGGCGGGGAUCUCCUCUGUGGAAAAACACCCAGCUGGGCGAGCCCCGAGCCCCAGUGCGAGGGAGGAGGCAAGGGGGGCUGGGACUCACGGAGGACUCUUCCCCUCUCGUGACUGGUGUUUAGUGGGCUGGGUUCUGGGAAAGGGCCUGAUUGCAUCAGACAGGGCCUGAGGGGCUGGAGCCAGACUGCGGGCUGAGGAGGAGACGUGGCCUUAUAAAUUGGGGCCAGUGAACUGAGAGGUGUCAGGAAACUAGACACAAACAAAGCUUUAGAAGACGAGAGAGAGACAGCGAGAGUGAGCCAGACAUCAUGGCCACCUUCCCACCAGCAGCCAACCCGUCCCAGCAGCCCUCGGACCCAGAGGAUGAGGACCUGAGUCUGGAUGAGCACGACCUUUACGGCCUGGCUCAUUCUUACCAGGGAGUGGGAGGCCGGAAAGGUCGCACCAAGAGAGAAGCUGCUGCCAACACCAACCACCCCAGCCCUGGUGGGCAUGAGAGGAAGCUGGUGACCAAGCUCCAGAAUACCGAGCGGAAAAAGCGAGGGGCACGGCCCUGAAACAGAGCUGGAGAUGAGGCCAAAGCACAGACACUACACAGCAAUGGAGACAGGACCAUGGAAGAAUCAGCACCUGGACCGGAUCUAGGCCUGCUUGCCCUCCGCCCCACCCCCAGGACUUACCCCACCUGACUGAGGCUCCCAGGGGCCACUAAGGAAGCGCCCCAAGCCCCAGAAAAAGGACACGAUGGGGAGCAAGAGGCAGGGAAUAGAAAGGCAGAGUCAUGAAGUUACUCCCCAAAAGAAAGAUGCUGAAGACCUGGGAGCUCCCCAGGGUGGCAGUGACAAUAAACAAAAUUCAGCAGCUGCA